Perca flavescens (yellow perch) is the source of this 3153-nucleotide messenger RNA. It is a transcript of the gene klhl36, whose product is annotated as kelch-like family member 36. NCBI's taxonomy places the organism in Eukaryota, Metazoa, Chordata, Actinopteri, Perciformes, Percidae. Gene Ontology annotation, molecular function: cullin family protein binding. The transcript is spliced from 9 exons. Bases 318 to 2159 code for a protein of 613 amino acids. The record is from RefSeq and is a predicted model, not a curated record.
CCGUGUGUUGAGGCUAGCUCAGCUGCUUAUAUACUAUGCUCAGCUGGCGAUACUCUGCAUUGUUCAGCUCUUUCUGUGGUCUAAAAAACAGUAUUUACAGGAAUAUGUAUCUGUAAGAAGUGACUGUGUUACAAGAGACUGUUUCGGGAAGCGGUGCAGCUUGUGUCGUCGUUGAAAAGAGUCGCAUUGUUAUCGUUUCCUCCAAAAAAAGGCAGCUGCUUGUCCUUCAUGUGCUAAAAUGCGCUAGCAAGAGCUGCUGUUGACUGUAUCACAGUGUUGCCUACUCCUAUACCUUCUGCUCCACGAUACGUCCACAUAUGAUGAUGCCAACCCGGCCCCAGCGGAUCAGUGACAGUGAAUCCAUUGACAGUGAAUCCAAUUACAGUGAAUCCAAGGUGUGGUACUUAAGGAAUGCUGAGGAUGUGUUGCGGGGCCUCAACAAGCAGCGGAUGCGCAACCACUUCUGUGAUGUGGUGCUGGUGGCUGACAAGCAGCGGAUCCCUGCUCACCGAGCCCUGCUGGCCCUCUCCAGCCCAUACUUCCAUGCCAUGUUCACAUUGGGCAUGAGGGAGCAACACCAGGAGGAGGUGGAGCUGGUUGGCAUGUCCUACAUCGGUCUGAAGACUGUAGUGGACUCACUGUACACUGGAAAGCUGCCAUUGGAUGAAGAAAACAUUGACCAUGUGCUGGAAGCUGCCCACUUUCUGCAGGUGGGUCCAGUGGUGGAAGUCUGUGGCCAUUACCUGAAGGAGGAGCUGAGUGAGGACAACUACCUUCACCUGCAGGAGCUGGCGCUGCUCUACAGCCUGAAGCCACUCGAGACGUGCAUCGAUGACUUCAUCCUCGCACGCUUUGCCAUGCUCUCUUUCACCCCUGAGUUCUCUCACAGCAUUCCUUUACACAAACUCACAUCCUACCUCUCCAGUGGCCAGGUUCAGCAUGACAGCGAGGAGGCCCUUCUCCAGGCCACCCUGCAGUGGCUCAGCCAGACUCCUGAGCGGGCCGCCCACACCGCACAGCUCCUCUCCCACAUCCGCCUCCCUCUGGUGCCAGCCGAGGACCUGAUGGGCCGAGUGCUGCCGGCGGUGCGGGCCCUGCUGACGGAGGAUGCCAGCUGCAAGGCCCUGCUGGAGGAAGCUGAGGCAUAUCACGCCAGGCCCAGCGCCCAGCCGCUCCUGCAAACAGGACGCACCGCGCCGAGGGGAGGUGUAGAGCGCCUACUGCUGAUUGGAGGAGAGGUGUCAGAACGUGGAGAGGAGCUCAGCGCCAAUGUUUGCUGGCUGGACGGUGACGAGAAAAACUGGGUGGUGGAAACUGCGCUGCCGUCAGAGCGGAGCCACCACCGCCUGGCAGUGCUGGGGGGCUUCAUCUUCACUGCUGGUGGCAGCUCGUCCAGGGACAACGGUGGAGGCGCUUCCUGUAACCUGCACAGAUACGACCCCCGCCACAACAAGUGGACCACGGGUGCUCCAAUGAACGAGCAGCGAGCAGAUUUUUAUCUGGGGGCGAUGGGAGAGUGCCUAAUCGCCGUGGGUGGGAGGAAUGAUACCAGAACAUUGUCCUCUGUGGAGGUUUACCAUCCCGCUGAGGACAGCUGGUCCUAUGUGGCAGAACUGCCCAGGUCUACUUAUGCCCAUGCUGGGACCGUCUACAAGGGUGUAGUCUGCAUCUCAGGCGGUCACGACUCUCAGAUCGGCCCGUACCGCCGAGAUUUCCUGAGUUAUAAUUCAUGCCCGGACUGUGAUGUGUGGGUGGAACAACAGCCCAUGUCUGUGGCCCGGGGCUGGCAUUGCAUGGCCUCCCUUAACCACCUCAUCUACGCCAUCGGGGGCAGCGAUGACAACGCAGACACCACUGAGCGCUUCGACAUCCUGGAAGUGGAAUCUUUCAACCCAAGCAGCAGCCAGUGGACCCGGGUGUCACCACUGCUGCUGCCCAACAGCGAGGCAGGGCUUUCAGUCUGGAAAGACAGAAUCUUUGUGCUCGGGGGCUACAGCUGGGAGGGUAUGGAGUUCUCCAGAGCCACUCAGGUGUACUACCCCUGGAUGCGCUCAUGGCUUAGGGGACCUGACCUGCCGAAUCGCACCGCAGGGGCCUCAGCAUGUGUGUGCACUUUGAAGCCCUCACCAUCAUCACCCUCUCCAGAGAAGAAGAACUAGGUGGGAAAAGGGAUAAAAGGAAGAUUACACCCCAUGUAACAACUGUGAUGAGGGACUUUUUCUUUGUCCAAAAAUACAGGGCCUGACCUUUGACUGAGACCAAGCCUGAUACAUAUUUCUGAUACAAAAUCUUUUUUUUAUAUAAGAUACAUAUUUUGUUAUGUCCCUAUUCAUUUUCUCACAAUCUCAGGGGGACUGCAGCAUCAAAAAAGGAAGAGAAGUGGUAAUAAUGGUUACCACUUUUUAUAAAUUUUUUGGUAAAGAUUCCAAAUCAGAAUCAGAAAAGCUUUAUUGCUAAGUAUGUUUUUUUACACAUACAAGGAAUUUGUUUUGGUGUUGUAGGUGCAUCUUGCACAUUCUCUAAAUAUAAGAAGGUUAAGAAAAUCAAGAAUUUGAAUAUAAACAAAAGCCCAUUAAAAAUGAAUGGAAAGACCUGGGUUUUUGCAGCACCAUCUGACGGCCGACGCGGGUGGUGUGAAUGCCCACUUAUACACAAAUGCGGAAGAGAGGCUCAAAAUGACUUGAUGUCAAACUGCCAAUUAUGAAAACCCUUUCUACAUACAGGGUCUUCUAUGCCAGUCUGUUGCAUCUUUGCAGUCUAUCUCUGUUACACAUGAUACUUGCAGGCCUUCCCUGUGCCUCUCACAGUCGUCUGUUUGUUUUCCUCACUCUUGUUUCCAAGCUGAACAGCCAAUAAGAUGAAUUGGCUAUUCGGCCGACGGCCAGCGGUCGCCUUGGUGUGUCAGGACCUUCCGAAACCAAAGCACAUAUAGUUUUGUGCUUUUUCAAGGUCCAUCCCCCACUGCCUACCUUAACACAUAUUUAGAGAGUUCAUGCAAGAAAAUGAUAAUGUUCACUAUUGUAUAUUGUAGCGAAAUUUCAUAAAUUUUUCAGAAUCUUUUAUUGGACUUUGCAUUUGCAAGUCUUAACCUGUCAAAUUGCCUUUAAUUAAAAAAGAAUUGAUUGUGUAACAUUAAAAACAUUAGAAAAGUCA